Molecule: messenger RNA, 2220 nt
Organism: Salvelinus namaycush (lake trout)
Lineage: Eukaryota; Metazoa; Chordata; Actinopteri; Salmoniformes; Salmonidae
Product: basic proline-rich protein-like
Exons: 2
Coding region: 1-2220 (739 amino acids)
Source: RefSeq, a predicted model, not a curated record
AUGGGCCUAGAUCAGACAUUUAACCCUAACCUUAACCUCCAUAACUGUCCCUGCAGAACCCUGGACCUGGAACAUCCCACACCUAAUCUGAACCAUUUCCCUAAUCUGGGUCCGCACCCCUUCCCUGCCCUCCACCCAGACCCCCUGUCCCUAUCCCCCACCCCUUCCCUGCCCUCCACCCAGACCCCCUGUCCCUAUCCCCCACCCCUUCCCUGCCCUCCACCCAGACCCACUGUCCUUAUCCCCCACCCCUUCCCUUCCCUGCCCUCCACCCAGACCCCCUGUCCCUAUCCCCCCACCCCUUCCUUGCCCUCCACCCAGACCCCCUGUCCCUAUCCCCCACCCCUUCCCUUCCCUGCCCUCCACCCAGACCCCCUACCCCCUGUCCCUAUCCCCCACCCCUGCCCUGCCCUCCACCCAGACCCCCUGUCCCUAUCCCCCACCCCUGCCCUGCCCUCCACCCAGAUCCCCUGUCCCUAUCCCCCACCCCUUCCCACCACCCAGACCCCCUGUCCCUAUCCCCCACCCCUGCCCUGCCCUCCACCCAAACCCCCUGUCCCUAUCCCCCACCCCUGCCCUGCCCUCCACCCAGACCCCCUGUCCCUAUCCCCCACCCCUGCCCUGCCCUCCACCCAAACCCCCUGUCCCUAUCCCCCCACCCCUUCCCUGCCCUCCACCCAGACCCCCUGUCCAUAUCCCCCCACCCCUUCCCUGCCCUCCACCCAGACCCCCUGUCCAUAUCCCCCCACCCUUUCCUGCCCUCCACCCAGACCCCCUGUCCAUAUCCCCCCACCCCUUCCCUGCCCUCCACCCAGACCCCCUGUCCCUAUCCCCCACCCCUGCCCUGCCCUCCACCCAGACCCCCUGUCCAUAUCCCCCCACCCCUUCCCUGCCCUCCACCCAGACCCCCUGUCCAUAUCCCCCCACCCCUUCCCUGCCCUCCACCCAGACCCCCUGUCCAUAUCCCCCCACCCCUUCCCUGCCCUCCACCCAGACCCCCUGUCCAUAUCCCCCCACCCCUUCCCUGCCCUCCACCCAGACCCCCUGUCCCUAUCCCCCACCCCUGCCCUGCCCUCCACCCAGACCCCCUGUCCAUAUCCCCCCACCCCUUCCCUGCCCUCCACCCAGACCCCCUGUCCCUAUCCCCCCACCCCUUUCCUGUCCUCCACCCAGACCCCCUGUCCCUAUCCCCCCACCCGUUCCUGUCCUCCACCCAGACCCCCUGUCCAUAUCCCCCCACCCCUUCCCUUCCCUGCCCUCCACCCAGACCCCCUGUCCAUAUCCCCCCACCCUUUCCUGCCCUCCACCCAGACCCCCUGUCCAUAUCCCCCCACCCCUUCCCUGCCCUCCACCCAGACCCCCUGUCCAUAUCCCCCCACCCUUUCCUGCCCUCCACCCAGACCCCCUGUCCCUAUCCCCCCACCCCUUUCCUGUCCUCCACCCAGACCCCCUGUCUAUAUCCCCCCACCCCUUCCCUUCCCUGCCCUCCACCCAGACCCCCUGUCCAUAUCCCCCCACCCUUUCCUGCCCUCCACCCAGACCCCCUGUCCAUAUCCCCCCACCCCUUCCCUGCCCUCCACCCAGACCCCCUGUCCAUAUCCCCCCACCCUUUCCUGCCCUCCACCCAGACCCCCUGUCCCUAUCCCCCCACCCCUUUCCUGUCCUCCACCCAGACCCCCUGUCCAUAUCCCCCCACCCCUUCCCUGCCCUCCACCCAGACCCCCUGUCCCUAUCCCCCCACCCCUUUCCUGUCCUCCACCCAGACCCCCUGUCCAUAUCCCCCCACCCUUUCCUGCCCUCCACCCAGACCCCCUGUCCAUAUCCCCCCACCCCUUCCCUGCCCUCCACCCAGACCCCCUGUCCAUAUCCCCCCACCCUUUCCUGCCCUCCACCCAGACCCCCUGUCCCUAUCCCCCCACCCCUUUCCUGUCCUCCACCCAGACCCCCUGUCCAUAUCCCCCCACCCCUUCCCUUCCCUGCCCUCCACCCAGACCCCCUGUCCAUAUCCCCCCACCCCUUCCCUGCCCUCCACCCAGACCCCCUGUCCAUAUCCCCCCACCCUUUCCUGCCCUCCACCCAGACCCCCUGUCCCUAUCCCCCCACCCCUUUCCUGUCCUCCACCCAGACCCCCUGUCCAUAUCCCCCCACCCGUUCCUGUCCUCCACCCAGACCCCCUGUCCAUAUCCCCCCACCCUUUCCUGUCCUCCACCCAGACCUUAG